Messenger RNA from Hippopotamus amphibius kiboko, 2194 nucleotides. RefSeq names its product anoctamin 10 (gene ANO10). The record is from RefSeq and is a predicted model, not a curated record. Gene Ontology annotation, cellular component: plasma membrane. Gene Ontology annotation, molecular function: chloride channel activity. Lineage: Eukaryota; Metazoa; Chordata; Mammalia; Artiodactyla; Hippopotamidae. Bases 144 to 2126 code for a protein of 660 amino acids. The transcript is spliced from 13 exons. Gene Ontology annotation, biological process: chloride transmembrane transport.
GCCUGGCGCUCGGCGGCGCCCGCCCCGCAGGCCGAGGCCCGCCUCCCGCUUGGAGAGUCGCUCGCUGGGCCUCGGGGACUCGCCGCCUCUCGGGCCCGCCCCCGAAGACGUGGAGCGCCGCGGCCGCCGCAAGUUUGUCAAAGAUGAAAGCGACCUUAUCAGUUCUGGAUACUCAUGAGAGUUCUUUCACGCCUCUGGUCAUCAUAGAACUUGCUCAGGAUGUCAAGGAAGAAACCAAAGAAUGGCUGAAAAACAGAAUUAUCAGUAAAAAGAAAGAUGGAGGUGCUCAGCUGUUGUUUAGACCGUUGUUAAAUAAAUAUGAGAAAGAAACACUAGAAAAUCAGAACUUAUAUCUCGUGGGUGCCUCCGGAAUUAGAUUGUUACUGGGGGCAGAAGCAGUGGGACUGGUGAAAGAGUGCAGUGAUAACACCAUGAGAGCCUUCACGUAUGGAACCCGACACAACUUCAAAGGUUUUGAAGAUGAUGAUGAUGAUUUCCUCACCAUGGCAGAACGUCAAUUCAUUAUCAAACAUGAACUUGAAAAUCUUAGAGCCAGAGAUGAAAAAAUGAUCCCUGGUUACCCCCAGGCAAAGUUGUACCCAGGAAAAUCAUUAUUGAGGAGGCUGCUCACGUCUGGCAUCGUGGUUCAGGUGUUUCCACUGCAUGACAACGAAGCCCUGAAGAAGCUGGAGGACACCUGGUAUACUCGGUUUACCUUAAAGUAUCAGCCCAUAGACAGUAUUCGUAGCUACUUUGGAGAAACCAUUGCUCUUUACUUUGGAUUUUUGGAGUAUUUCACUUUCGCCUUAAUCCCUAUGGCGGUCAUUGGGUUACCUUACUAUUUGUUUGCAUGGGAAGACUAUGACAAGUACGUGAUCUUCGCCUCAUUCAACCUGAUCUGGUCCACGGUGAUCCUGGAAGUGUGGAAGCGUGGCUGUGCCAGUAUGACCUACAGGUGGGGGACACUGGUCAUGAAGAGACAGUUCGAGGAGCCACGGCCAGGAUAUCACGGGGUCCUGGGUGUCAAUUCCAUCACCGGCAGGGAGGAACCGCUGUACCCCAGCUAUAAGAGACAGUUGCGCAUUUACCUGGUCUCCCUGCCAUUUGUGUGCCUCUGUCUCUAUUUCUCUCUGUUUGUCAUGAUGAUUUACUUCGACAUGGAGGUCUGGGCCUUGGGUCUGCACGAGAACAGCGGGUCUGAGUGGACCAGUAUCUUGUUGUAUGUGCCUAGCAUCAUCUACGCCAUCGUGAUUGAGAUCAUGAACCGCCUCUAUCGAUACGCUGCCGAGUUUUUAACUUCAUGGGAGAAUCACAGAUUGGAAUCUGCCUACCAGAAUCACCUAAUUCUGAAAGUGUUAGUGUUCAACUUUCUAAAUUGCUUUGCCUCACUCUUCUACAUUGCCUUUGUCCUCAGGGAUAUGAAGCUUUUGCGUCAGAGCUUGGCUACUCUCCUGAUUACCUCCCAGAUCCUUAACCAAAUUGUAGAAUCUCUUCUUCCUUAUUGGCUCCAAAAGAAGCACCAUGUGCAGGUGAAGAGGAAGGUGCAGGCUUUAAAGGCAGACAUCGAUGCUACAUUAUAUGAACAGGUCGUUCUGGAAAAGGAAAUGGGAAUGUACUUGGGCACCUUCGAUGAUUACUUGGAGUUAUUCCUUCAGUUUGGUUAUGUGAGCCUUUUCUCUUGUGUUUACCCACUGGCAGCUGCCUUCGCUGUGCUAAAUAAUCUCACCGAAGUUAAUUCAGAUGCCUUAAAAAUGUGCAGGGUCCUCAAACGCCCGUUCUCAGAACCUUCAGCCAGUAUUGGUGUGUGGCAGUUGGCUUUUGAAACAAUGAGUGUUAUAUCCGUGGUCACUAACUGUGCUCUGAUUGGAAUGUCACCACAAGUGAAUGCACUCUUUCCAGAGUCAAAAGCGGACCUCAUUUUGAUCGUAGUAGCAGUGGAGCAUGCACUCCUGGCUUUGAAGUUCAUCCUUGCAUUUGCUAUACCUGAUAAGCCACGGCAUAUCCAGAUGAAACUGGCUAGAUUGGAGUUUGAAUCUUUGGAGGCGCUCAAGCAGCAGCAGGUGAAGCUGGUGGCCGAGAACCUGAAAGAGGACUGGAGGGAAGGCGGGAAGGAGCAGGCGCCCUGAGGACAGAUGGACCUGGCAGCUCCCCGAGGCUGGCGCCCUCCCCCCGCGGGUCCCCACCCCGGCCCCCC